Brienomyrus brachyistius is the source of this 7727-nucleotide messenger RNA. It is a transcript of the gene htr6, whose product is annotated as 5-hydroxytryptamine (serotonin) receptor 6. Gene Ontology annotation, molecular function: G protein-coupled receptor activity. Gene Ontology annotation, biological process: adenylate cyclase-activating adrenergic receptor signaling pathway. The coding region runs from base 5490 to 6875 and encodes 461 amino acids. Gene Ontology annotation, cellular component: membrane. NCBI's taxonomy places the organism in Eukaryota, Metazoa, Chordata, Actinopteri, Osteoglossiformes, Mormyridae. The record is from RefSeq and is a predicted model, not a curated record. The transcript has 3 exons.
AUUAGCGAGACUGUUGGAAUUUAACAAGCCUUUAAUUAGAAAUUGUAGCCCCAUCUCCAUCAUUAGGGGUGUUCUAGGCAUAUAAAGCAUACGAGGGCAACAGUCAUGAUGGCAACUAACAGCUAUCAAGACUUAUAUACAGACUUUAUUUAUUGGUUUGUUCGUUUAUUAAUAAUUAUUUACAACAGUAUUAAUAGUAAUGAUUUAUGCAGCACUUUUCAAAACUCAGAUGCUAACAAUAUUCAAUAAUGCAAAACGGCACAGAUAUGUGCUACGCGUGAUGAGUGAUGAAGUAAUGCAGCAUACGAGUCAUAAAUGGAUAAAGCAGAAUGAACAGGAAAAAAGCAGAGUGGUGGGAGCUAGAAACUGUGGGAGAACCAGAAGGUUUUAAAGUGAGAUUUGAAGACUGGGAGAGAUGGGGAGUUAGAUAUCAUGAGGAUGGAAAGCAAUUCCAAGGGUAAGAGGCCACUCCAGAGAAAACUCGGUCACCACAGCUGUGGAGUUUGGAAAGUGGAAGACCUAAGGGGGCUAAAAGGGCAAGAGAAGAUCAUGCAAAGAGGUGGAGCAAGGGGAUAUACACCCACUGACCACUUUAUGAGGUAUACCUGUUCAACUGCUUGUUGAAGCAAAUAUUACCUCAAACGUAGCAUAAUUUAUGAAGUCAUUCAGAUGCAAGUCAGAAGCUUCUAUUAAUGUUCAUAAUAAGUAUGCGAAUGUGGAUGAAAAGGUGAUUUAAGUGACUCAUCCUGACACGGUUGUUGGUCCAAGGUGGGCUGGUUUGAGUAUUUUCGAAACUGCUGAUCUACUGGGAUUCUCAGCACAACAUCCAUCUCUAGGGGUUACAGAAAGUGGACCAGUGAGUGGCACUUCACUGAGUGAAAAUGCCUUGUCGGAGUUGAACGGAAAGAUUGGUUCAAGCUGAUAGAAAGGCAACAGUAAGUUAAAUAACCAUUUAUUACAACGAAGGUAUGCAGAAGAGCAUCUCCGAAUGCACAACACAUUUAACUUUGAAGCAGAUGGGCUUCAGCAGCAGUAGAUCACACCGGGUACUACUCCUGUCAGCUACAAACAGGAAUCUGAGGCUACAGCGGGCACGGGCUCACCAACAAUGGAAAAAUGACUGGAAAAAUGUUUCAUAGUCAGAUGAGGUGCAGUUUCUGCUCCAACAUUGAGAUUGUAGGGUCAGAAUUUAUCACCAAGAACAUGAAAGCACAGAUCUGUUCUGCAUGGUAUCAAAAAUUCAUGCUGAUGUAAGGGUGUGGGUGUUAUUUUCUUGGCAAACUUUGGCCCCAUUAGUACCAACUGAGCAUUGUUUAAAUGCCACAGCCUACCUGAAUAUUGUCGCUGACCAUGUCCAUCCCUUUAUGAUCACUGAGUACCCAGCGCCUAAUAGCUGAAAAAUUUGCAGAAACUGCAUGACACUAUCAUGUCAAAAUGGGACUGAAGUCUCUGUGGAAUGUUUCAGGCACCUUGUUGAAUCUGUGCCACAAAGCAUUAAGGUACUUCUGAAGGCAAAGGGGGUCCAACCUCGGACUAGCAAGGUGUACCUAAUAAAGUGGCCAGUGAGUGUAUGUCUCAAACUGUGCUGAUGGCUUGACUACAGACUCAAUACUCCAGUUUCUUGCUUUGCAGGCGUCUUUUAUUUAUAUUCUGUGAGCUAAAUUCAGUAUUUUAUUGGCACAUUAAAUUGUGUGGACAAUUUAGUACAUUGUGCAUGCAAUAAAAAAGGAAAAAACUCUCCAUGGCCACUCGAGGGCAACUACCAUGUAUUGUCAUACAGACACAUAAAGAUAAAAUACUGCUGGCCAGAUAAUUUUUUGACUGCAGACACAAGCACCAUUUAGUCUGCCUGAUGACUGAAUUCACGCUCAUGAAUAGUUGAACAUCAUUAAUUGUGCUCCUUUUCAGAAAUAACACACACGCAUUUGGUAUCUGGCAUUGUGGAGGCUCUCCAUUCAUUUCAAUCGGCCUAACCCUAUUCGCAGCUAUGAUAACCUUAGCCAUAAAUAACCAAACAGAAUACAAGACUUGUAUUUUUAAGAGUUUUUUAAUUGUGUUCAUAGAUUUUUUUUUUCUAUAAAAUUAAGUUUAAGCAGUGUCCAUGAACCUGGGGGUUAUGGGUCUUGCCCCAGGGCCCACGGACAUGUGACUGUUCUGCUGAAGUCAGGCUUGAACUGGCACCUUCCAAUUGCAGGAACUGAUUUUACCCCCCCACACACACAUACAGAUUAUAUACAGUUAAGCAAAGCUUGGGGUCCAAAUGCAGGGUCAGGCCAUCUGUCUGCUGACCCUGGAACACUUAGUUUGACUUGUGUUAAUGAAACCAGAUCUGCGCCUAUUUUACCACCUCUGACUUUAACUAGGGCUUAGUAACAUGAUAAAUAUGAUACAAAAAAAAGUGGGGAGGGCUGGCAAUGAAAAAAAAAUACAAACUUUAUUUUGUAAUAACCCCAAAAUCAUCUCGACCCACAUUUUGAGAAUCACCGACCUGUGCAAUGUUCCUGAGAAGUUCGCAAAAUCAUCCACAGAAUGCAUUUAGAUGACAGAUGGCUUUGUUCACAAGACGGUGGCUGCAGCCUCAGUUUUUGGCCUAUGGUGCCAUCUGUUGCUGCAGUUACAAUUGUGGGAUGAUAUCGGGUCUCUCAGGUAUAGAUUUUCAUCCAUAUAAUGCUUUGUGAAAUGGACAAUAAUAUCCAUUAAAGAUCAGAUGGAGUUAAUAAAGUAUUAAUAUGAAAUGGAGUUAUUCUGUUCACAAAGCUGAGCAUCUUCUCUGAAUCUCCCUUCCCUUCCUUGUCACUAAGCCUUGUUGCCUCAGUUUUGGAGCAAUUUUUUUUUCCAGAUCUCGAUCUUUAUAGCAUGUCUGCAAAGGCUGGGAAAGAGCUGUCAAAUAUUUUCUGAGUUGUGUUAAAAGGAUCAAGUGUGUGAAACAGCCCUUUUCUUAUCAAAACGAUACUGCUCACAGUACAUAUGCAGACCUUUCUGAUUGGCUUAGAAAUGGCCGUAUUAACAAGAAGACCAAAUUCAAUUAUUGAUCAUUGUGUGGUUGUUGUGCAUAAAUAGUUUCUCAAAUUUACAAGCAAACUGAGAGUGGGAAGUAACCUGCAUAGGUCUUUCUACUGCUUUCCCUUUAUAUCUGUGGUUUGCUUGAUGGCUUGAUGGAGAACUGUCAUACAAUCAGAUGCUCACAAGGUGGCAGCAAAAUAGAAUUCACUCAGUGCACGAACAUUGCAUUGUCAUGGUCCAGAGGGUAGGUGUGGGAGAAAGAUGGGUUUCACGCCUCCGAACCCCAGUAGUUCUAACAUUUUGCAAAGCGGUGCCUGGAAGUCUUCUCUCUUGCACAGACGAAAUGGGAAUACUAAAUGCAAUGGCAAUAUGGAAGUCAAAAUUUAUAGAAAUGAAAUAUAUUUUUCUGCUCCCUCUUUCUAUUCCUUUUGUAUUAUGUCAAUAACCUCUAAUUACUGGCCAUGUUUUCCAGGAGAUUGCUGUGCUGUGGCUUCCGAUUACAACAACAUUAUUAUUAUUAUUGUUGUUGUUGUUAUAUAUUUGGAUAUUUGUAACACAUUUGCAAUGUGCCACACAGUAAAAAACUGUUAAAACAAAUGACAGAUAAUUAAUUAAUUGAACUUUCAGUCCUGUACGCAUAUCUUUCCUAUUCAUAAUAUAUAUAAAAGUAGGAUUAGUAAAUUCCUUCCGAAUUCCAGCACAUACAGGAUACCAUUCAUUCACGGUGCCAAAUCAGAGAUGCUAAUUAGCUUAACGGUAUAUCUUCAGGCUUCAGGAGAAGAAAAUGCAGGUUCCAUACAAAAAGGGGCAGCAGGAGGUGUGAAGCACGAGUGAUACCCACUGAGGCAGGAUGUCACCCUCUAGUUGGAAAAAUAUUCUAUUAAUCAGCAAAGUAUGCAUAGGCAAAUUCUAUAAAGGAUUAAUUUCUCAGCCAAUCAUUCGCAGAACCUCAGUGAAGCAAUCUAAAACCACCAGAUCUCUAUUUUUUAAUCAGUCUUCACUCCAUAGCCAAGUUUACAGUAAAAACCGCAUUUUAUAAUCUAAAAAUGUCUUUUUUACCAGGGAAAAAUAUGGUCUAUAUAAAUGUAACUGCCAGAUCAGUCAUGCGGCACAGUUGGACUGUAGGUUACAGAACUGCAGUAGUAAUCUUUUGUGUAACCCUGUAAAAGUGCAGUAGUCUGCCCUCUGUUUAUCGUGGAGCUCUGGCUGAGUUUCAUGUAGCUUAUUCUGCAAAAUUCUCAUAAAGAACUACAGCAGGUUAGCAUACAUUUUAAAAAGCACUCAAUCUACAAAAUACAUUUAAAAAGAUACUUUUUGAAGAUGACCAUAUGAUAUGAUGUUGAGCUCAAACCAGUGGUCUGUGCUACGAAGCGGGCUUUCUGGCUUAUCGCGGUAACUUGUCGGAUUUAAGGUACCGCACUUUAAAUGGACUUCAUAUUCGUUCACUUACAUUUUGGCCAGACUUCCUUAAAUCCGACAAGUUACCCCGAUGAGCCAGUAAGCCCGCUUCUUAGCACAGGCCACAGGUGUCAACAUCAUUUUGACGACACUGUGAUCAAAACCGAAUUUUUAACACGGACACGGUAUUUAAACACAUAGCGUACACAGCUUUUUAACCACAGAUACAUUUGUCCUUGUAAGGACAGGCUUUUCAUCCCUGACUUAAACUCUAAAAACAAAACAAAUGCCCGCCUGAUGCCCUGCCGUGCGACCUGGUCCCAUCUGCCCACCCACCACUCCACCCUCAUACACCUGAGAGCCCAGACAGUCAGCGUCUCCGACAUUUUAAUGCGCAGACACGUGCUGGCAGUACUGGAGUGCUGGACGUGGGGAUUAGGCCAAGCGGGGGAGGAGGUGCUCGCGGCCAGCAUCUCAUGCACUCACACAAAUACUUCAGCGUCGGGGGCUGGCCCACUUGAAGAUGUUCUCGCGCACACAUGCGCACACUCUCACACACGUGCGUGCUCCUCCAAACACAGCAGAUAUUACACACAAUUGGAAACGUUUUAUCUUUGUCUCUUCCAACCUUCUCGCUCCCUCUCUUUCUCGCCCUUGGUCCUGAUUCGAUUUUCCGCUCUCUACAUGCACACCCUCACGCACACGCCGCAGCAGACAUGCCGGCGAGCAGGUGCACGUAUGCGCUCGGACACGCGCGCACGGUAAGUCCUCUCCGUGCUGCCCUUUUGCGGCGUGUGUCAUUGUGACACACGCACAGCUGCGAGACACGCAGACAGGCACGGCGUCGUGGUGGCGAACGGGAGAGGAGCCCGAUGGAGCGUAGCGGCGAGCUGGCAUGCAGGCUGCUGAGCGAUUGGCACCUUGGAGCUGAGCUCUGCUGGCGGAUGAGUGUUUGAGUUUGUGUGCAGAGCGGCGAGAGAAACUCCUCGCAUCCCCUCUGGUUCGCUUCCUCCCCUCUGACAGGAGAGCCCUUCUUAUUAGCCUUCAACCAUUGCCCUCCAGACCCGGAGUUAAGGGACUAUCUGAAGAUGGCUGAGCCCAGCUUCCCCAAAGGGCCUGUGGCGGCAGUUACGAAGUCCAGUGGAGGCGGGAAUCACAACAGCAGCUUUGCUUACGCAGGGGCCCAUGGAGUGUGGGACCUCAGUGGCAGUGGGUUGUGGCUUUUGGCUGCUGUGCUCGUCCUCAUCAUCGCAGUGACGGCGUGUGGCAACGUCCUACUCAUCGGGCUGGUUUUGGCUCACCGCACGCUCCGCUGCACCUCCAACUGUUUCCUGGUGUCGCUUUUCCUGUCUGACCUCAUGGUGGCGCUGGUGGUGAUGCCUCCGGCGGCUCUGAAUGCGCUGAGUGGUGCCUGGAUGCUCUGGCCGCCCUUCUGCCCCGUGUGGCUCUGCUUCGACAUCAUGUGCUGCAGCGCCUCCAUCCUCAACUUGUGCCUGAUCAGCCUGGACCGCUACCUACUCAUCAUCUCGCCGCUGCGCUACAAGCAGCGCAUGACACCGAUGCGCGCCUUACUGCUGCUGGCUGGGGCCUGGGCGCUGGCCGCUCUCACCUCCUUCCUGCCAAUCGAAAUGGGCUGGCACAGCCUGGGCCGUGCCGCCCUGCCGGAGCUGGGCGUCCUCCGCCUCGGCAUCACCCCCUGGAGUUCCAGCACCGCGCCCACCCAGUGCCGCCUCCGCGUCAGCCUGCCCUUCGUGCUGGUGGCGUCCUGUCUCACCUUCUUCCUGCCGUCGGCGGCCAUUUGCUUCACUUACUGCCGCAUCCUGCUGGCCGCAAAGCGCCAGGCCCGGCGCGUGGCUGCCCUGACACACCCCCACCACCUACACCAUUCCCCUGGGGGGGUGUCUCGCCCAGCCUCGCCCGCACAUGCCCCCGUGGAUGGGGACUACUGCAGCCAGCAGGAGGUCCCUGCAGCUCGCCUGGCGCAGUCUUCAGUGAGUCAGGAGCGCAGGAUGGCUCACCGGCAGGGCCGCCGAGCGCUGAAGGCCAGCCUAACCCUGGGGGUUCUGCUGGGGCUCUUCUUCAGCACCUGGCUGCCGUUCUUCAUCACCAAUAUGGCACAGGCGGUAUGCGAGUGUGUGCCUCAUGCGCUCUUCGACGCCCUCACAUGGUUGGGUUACUGUAACAGCACCAUGAAUCCUAUCAUCUACCCACUCUUCAUGCGAGACUUCAAGCGUGCCCUGGCUCACCUGCUGCCUUGCUGCUCCUCCCAGUCCCCCCGGCGACCCUCACCGCCCCUCUCCCUCUCUUUGCGCAACUCGGGGGAGCCCCAGCUCCCCACGGAGCCCCCAUCUCUGACUUCAGAUGCCCCUCAGCCCCCUGCUACAGCUACGGAUGCCGUCAACCUGGUUGAUGCAGAGCACGCUCAGAACCAGCUGCCACUGCUCUUGCCUAAUCAGGUGGAUACGCUGGACUGAAGGAGUGUAGGGGAAAACUACAAAAGGAACACAUCGAUUACAUAGGGCAGUGUUUCCCAAACUGGUCCUCGGGGACUGCAGACAGUCCACGUUUUUGCUCCUUCUCAGCUCCCUACCAAAAAUGCGGACUGUCUGACAGGGAGCUGGGAAGGAGUAACAACUUGGACCCUCUGAGGGUCCCUGAGGACUUGGUUGGGAAACACUGGCAUAGAAAAUUAGCGGGGGAGAAUAGGGCUCAUUUUGACGACACCACUGGAAUGACUGUGACUGCUCCUGGAAUGGCUAAUUAGUCAUAACUUAAUUAUGUUUUUAAACCAUUUUCUUUUAUCUUCCACUACAUAGAAGCAUCUCCAAUGCAUACAGAAAACAAGUAAAUGAUUCAUGUUGUUUUGUCUGCCUUGUUUUGUCUUGGCAAUGUCCCGAUUUGUUGGGAGCUGUGUUGCUGAUGAAGGGCUCUCGUUCUGGAUCAGAUGCAAGUGUUAUUAAAAGAUGCCAUUUACAGACCAUAGCAUAAAUUAUUAUGGAUGAGUUUGUGUUACAUACAACACAUUAUAUCCUUGAUUUAAGAAAGUGUAACUAUUAAUGGACAUCUGUCCCACAGAGAAGCCUGAUUUCUAAUGAAAACCUGCUUUACAGAAAGUAAUAACUGCUACACAAAAUACUUGUAUCAUUUUAUGUCUUGAAUUCCUCAUUCAACAUCUAUUUAAACAUAUUAAUGUAGGCCUGUUUUAUGCUGAUCUGCAUAGUACUGCUAAGCUUUUUGAGGAUGUAUAUAUGAAGUGUAUUAACUCAUCUGUGUGUUUAAGCUUAUAAAUUGCAGACAUUUUCACAUUUAAAGAGUAAGUGACACUA